Messenger RNA from Aspergillus aculeatus ATCC 16872, 1213 nucleotides. RefSeq names its product DUF2945 domain-containing protein. The record is from RefSeq and is a predicted model, not a curated record. NCBI's taxonomy places the organism in Eukaryota, Fungi, Ascomycota, Eurotiomycetes, Eurotiales, Aspergillaceae. Bases 1 to 1062 code for a protein of 353 amino acids. The transcript is spliced from 5 exons.
AUGCUCCCGGGUCUGCCGCUCGAUUGCGUUCGAGUCAGGCACCUGAAAAGCACGCCGGACUACUGGGAUAACGAGAAAAUCAGGGCCAUGAUUGAAGAGAGCAUAGAGCGCCCACCGCGAGAUGCAGAUUGCAUUCCCCAAGCCGAGGCCACAACUAAGAUCUGGACAGCCAUUCUCCUCGACGCUCUCAACGUUCCGCCCUCAGUCAAGAACCCGAAACCUGACCAGGACCCCCAGCGCCUCGACGUCGACAUCUGCCAAGUUCGCAGUACCUACUGGGAGUCGCUGAACGAGGGCCCGCUGGCCGUCACCCUCACACGCGCCAGACCGAAGGACGCGCUCGACCGCAACACACCGGCGGUGCCCUUUCUCCAAGUCUUCUGCAUGGGCGGGACGGAGCCGCCCACGCUGAACGAGGCGCGCGCCCUAGCGGACCGUUGGGUGCCGCGCCAGAAUCGGUGGGAGAUCCGGGAGGCGGGCGGCGCGUUUAUCCUGGCCAAGGGCCACCGGAUGUCGAUCUUCCAGUGGAGACCGGAGUGUUCCGACUGCGACCCGGACGAGUUGACCCUGUUUCCCUGGUACGGCGGGGACACAGACCAUGGGUACCGCUGCCUCUGGCAUGACCACGAGGAGGUCGAGCAGCUCCUGAAGACCCUGCGUCGCCGGAUCCAGGAUUGCCCCAUCGCCUCUCACUCGUCCCCCUCGCUCACUCUCCUGGUGUCUGAGGAGCUUCGGGAUUGGCCCGAACUCUGCAAAUUCCUUAUUUUCUUACUCAAACACCCAAUCCGCGAAUUCAAUCUCCUCUUUAAUAACUUCUACACCGAAGAAAUCAAGAUGCCUCAGUACAGCAACGGCCAGGCUAUCCGCUACAAGCCCGUCGGCGGCCCGAACUCCAACACUUCGGAGAGCGUCGGUACGAUCAAGUCCGUCUUGACCGAGCCCGGCGUGCAGGCAGACCGCAACGUCGAUGCCAGCGAGGAGAACCCCCGCUAUGAAGUCGAGAACCAGAACACGGGCAAGCUGACUAGCAUCUACGAGAAGAACAUCUUGGGCAGUGCGUGAGAUGAUGAUGUAUCAUGUGGGAUAUGAUGCUUUAUGUCAAUGAUGUGAUGUUACGAUACGAUAGGAUAAUGGAGAGUAAAAAUAGUCUGGUAUCAUCUUUUUAUUGCGCUGUUUAGUGAAAUUAACUGGUCAGCCGGCCAAUCUUCUGUGA